Molecule: messenger RNA, 882 nt
Organism: Uloborus diversus
Lineage: Eukaryota; Metazoa; Arthropoda; Arachnida; Araneae; Uloboridae
Exons: 1
Coding region: 1-882 (293 amino acids)
Biological process (GO): DNA integration
Molecular function (GO): nucleic acid binding
Source: RefSeq, a predicted model, not a curated record
AUGCAUUUUCGGCUUUCAGUUGUAUUUAACUCCGAACACCCGGUUGUCCUUAGUCUCAUUCGGUGGAAACAUAAAGAGUUAGGACAUUGUGGCGUACAAUUGCUUAUGUCAGCGCUUCGAGAAAAAUACUGGAUUUUGAAGAGCCGGAAAACCAUUAAGAAGGCAAUCAAGUCCUGUAUUUUGUGUCGAAGAUUCAACUCUAAACCGCCCGAAGUUCGGGAAAGUGUUUUACCGGAAAAUCGUGUAAAAGAUGCAUCAGUUUUCGAAAUUCUAGGAAUAGAUCUAGCUGGACCCUUGAUCCUCAAAGAUAACUCAAAGGUUUGGAUUUUGAUUUUCACCUGUGCUGUUUUUAGAGCUGUUCAUUUUAAGAUGUUGACUUCAGUGUCUACAGACAACUUUCUUUUGGGGUUAAGGAGAUUCAUCGCGAGAAGAGGCAGACCAUCAAUUAUCUAUUCCGAUAACGGCAAGAACUUUGUUGGCGCAAAAAAUCAAUUAAGCAGGAUUGAUUGGAAAAAGAUUCAAGAUGAAACUACUGCUUCUAUUGCUUGGAUUUUUAUCCCCCCUUCUGCUCCCUGGUGGGGAGGAUUUUGGGAGAGGUUAGUAGGAGUUUUGAAGAUAAUUUUAAGAAAUGUUUUGGGUUUAACAUCGUUGAAUUCUGAAGAGAUGUUAACAGUCCUCUGCGAUUGUGAGAGUAUCAUAAAUUCGCGACCGUUGACAUACGUUAGUGAUGACGUUCAAGAUCUUACCCCGAUUACACCUAUGUUUUUGCAAGAGAUUAGAGAAAUCGGUGUUCCAGACUUAGAUGCGCUGGAUCAUCAAAAAUUAAAUAAACGUCACGCGUAUACACAAAAAAUACGAAAAGAUCUCCGUUCGAGAUUUUGA